Molecule: messenger RNA, 1315 nt
Organism: Papilio machaon (common yellow swallowtail)
Lineage: Eukaryota; Metazoa; Arthropoda; Insecta; Lepidoptera; Papilionidae
Product: methyltransferase-like protein 22
Exons: 6
Coding region: 368-1234 (288 amino acids)
Biological process (GO): protein methylation
Cellular component (GO): nucleus
Molecular function (GO): protein methyltransferase activity
Source: RefSeq, a predicted model, not a curated record
AUUUAGGAAAACAAACCAAGUUUUGUAAAUAACAUGAUAUGGGUUUAUCAUGUCAAUAAAGAUUAAAUCGUUAAGUUAUCUGAUAAUAUAAAAUAAAAUGAUUACAAAGUUUGUUUGGGACAAAAUAUAUACGAAGCUAAAACCACACAAAAUCAAUUUAUCCUCAGCUGUUCCGUCAACUUAUGAUUUAUGACAGAUGAAUGAAGUAACAUCAUUGCAUGCAUUGCAUCAAUAUUUAAAAAUUGAAAAUAAAUAAUUGUUAGUAAAUAUUUUAGUAGUUUAAAAGAAACUGAAAUUAUAACACAUAACGUAAAUAAAAUAGUAGCAUUUGUAAAUAACUAGUUAAUAUGAAGCAUAGAAGUUGGAAAUGGAAACAGAAUCUGAGAUGCCGGAGAUGACAGUAACAUCUGAAAUAUACCAGGAAUAUGAUUAUAAAACAAAACUUACGCCAAGCCAAGAAGGAAAUGUUAUAUCUGAGUUUCCAUUCCUGCUGCCUUUGAGUCAACAUUAUACAUUUGAUGAUGAUGAUGAUUUAGAUGUUGAAAGACCUACUAAAGCUUGUGUUAAGAUUGAACAUAGUUCCAAGACUAAAAUAGCUUUGGUAGGUCUGCAAGUGUGGAGAGGAGCAUUCCUUUUAGGUGACUUGUUGAUACAUUUGGGACUGAAUGGGAAGUUGAACGGCAAAACUGUACUGGAAUUAGGAGCUGGCACUGGAUUUACGAGUUUUGUUGCCGCUUUGUAUGCAAAGAAAGUUAUUUGCACAGAUAUAGAUUUGGGUGGUAUAUUGGAGUUAAUUAAAUUGAAUGCUAAAUACAAUAAUGAGUUAAUAAAAUCUAAAUUUAAAGUGAUGCCGUUGGACUUUAAGGAAAUUGAAUGGAGUAGACAAUUGAUACAAGAAAUUCAAAAAGUUGAUAUUGUGAUUGCAGCUGAUGUGAUCUACGACGAUGACGUCACAGCGGCGUUUAUAUCAACAGUGCAAAGGAUUAUGAAUACAAAUCCACCUAAAGUUUUAUAUAUAGUUAUGGAGAAGAGAUACGUGUUUACUUUAGAACAUAUGGAUUCUGUAGCGCCGUGCUAUGAAACAUUCCUGGCAUUACUGCACAAGGUUAAAACGGAAAAUGUCAACGCCACGUGGACUGUGGAACAACUGCCACUGGACUUUCCUAAAUAUUUCACGUACGAUCGCGUGAAUGAAUUAGUCUUGUGGAAGAUAACCUCAAAAGUAGUGAAAUAGUCUGUGAUAUUGUUCUCGUGUUUGAAUAUAAACUUUGUUGAUAAUACUUGAGUUUUAAUUGAGCCAACGAUGCCAACUUAU